AGAGCGGCAGGUCAGGGAGGCAGAAUGAGUGUUCAGUGUCAGAGGGGAUUCUGCAGGGAAGGGUUACGAUGGCAGGAGUUCUGCACUUCAUGCUGCUGUUCUCUCUGCAUUGUGGAUCAGUCACUUCAGCCAAACCUGCUGAUGACACAACGACAGUGAGAUCCACUGUGGAUGCAGCUUUUCUUACAACUGAGAGUCACUUUCCUGCAGGGAAAACCAACGACACUGAGGUUCCAAGCACGGGAUUCACAAGCAGUUACAGCAAGUCAACAGCUAAACCUCUCAAAAGCACCAAAAGUACUAAAGAUGUGACUGAAGCAGCAGAGAGACCAGCGUCCAGGAAGGACACUAAAGAAGAAGAAGAAGAAGAAGGUCCUUUGGAACUGGAAAGGAGAUCCAGCAGGAGCGUAAAGGUGGCAAAGAAGCCCAACACGAUCCUGAAGAAAUCCAAACUCAUCACCAAGAAGCCGAAGGUUGUUAAGAAAGUCAAACCUCAUGUCAAACACCGUGUGAGCCAAUCAGCGGCCACGGAGACCGUCCCACGUAUGUAUGGGGAAUGUCCCCCCCUGGGUCUGGAGUCACUGAAGGUCAGAGACACCCAGCUGAGAGCGUCCUCCUACAAACGCAGAGGCCUGGGCGCUCACCGCGGCCGGCUCAACAUCCAGUCUGGGAUCGAGGACGGUGAUAUCUACGAUGGAGGCUGGUGUGCUCAGCACAGAGACAAGACGCAGUGGCUGGAGGUGGACGCUCGGCGACUGACUCGCUUCACCGGCGUCAUCCUGCAGGGUCGCAGCUCCAUCUGGAGUUGGAACGUGGUGCACAGCUACAAGGUGCAGUUCAGUAACGACUCGCUGCUCUGGAAGCCGUGUUUGAACGGGAGCGAAGAGGCUGUAUUUGAAGGAAACCAGGACCUGGACACUCCUGUCCUCGCCCUUUUCAACACUUCCACCGUGGCCCGUUACAUCCGGAUCAACCCACAGACCUGGUACGAGAACGGGACGCAGGGCGACGUCUGCCUGAGAGCCGAGGUGUUGGGCUGCACACUCCCAGAUCCCAAUAACAUCUAUGCGUGGCAGACAGAGCCAACAGAGUCUACAGACAAACUGGACUUCAGACACCACAACUACAAGGAGAUGAGAAAGUUGAUGAAGUCGGUGAACGAGGCGUGUCCUGACAUCACUCGUAUCUACAGCAUCGGGAAAAGUCACUCUGGUCUGAAGCUCUACGUCAUGGAGAUCUCUGACAACCCUGGGAAACACGAGCUUGGAGAACCAGAGUUCCGAUACGUUGCAGGGAUGCAUGGGAACGAAGUGCUGGGCCGAGAGAUUCUGCUAAAUCUCAUGCAGUACAUGUGCCAAGAGUACAAGCGGGGCGACCAGCGCAUCGUCCACCUGGUCAAAGAGACUCGCAUCCACCUUCUGCCCUCCAUGAACCCUGACGGAUACGAGAUGGCCUUUAAAAAGGGAUCAGAAUUGGCAGGUUGGGCCUGGGGUCGUUACAGCUACGAAGGUAUCGACAUGAACCACAAUUUCGCCGACCUCAACUCAGAGAUGUGGAACGCCAUCGAGCUGGAGACGGACAAGUCCAAACUCAUCAACCACUACUUCCCCAUCCCUGAGAUGUACACCUCCGAGCAAGCCUUUGUGGCGUCAGAGACCCGAGCCGUCAUCAACUGGAUGCAGAACAUCCCGUUUGUUCUCAGUGCCAACCUCCACGGUGGAGAGCUGGUGGUCACCUACCCGUACGACAUGACCCGGGACUGGGCCCCUCGCGAGCACACGCCUACUGCUGAUGAGAGCUUCUUCCGCUGGUUGGCCACAGUGUACGCCAGCACCAAUCAGGUGAUGUCCAACCCAGACCGGCGGCCCUGCCACAACAAGGACUUCCGAAGAUACAACAACAUCAUCAAUGGAGCCGACUGGCACACCGUACCAGGAAGUAUGAAUGAUUUCAGCUACCUGCACACUAACUGCUUCGCAGUGACCGUGGAGUUGUCCUGUGAUAAGUUUCCUCACGUCAGUGAGCUCCCCAUGGAGUGGCAGAACAACAGAGAGUCUCUGCUGGUCUUCAUGGAGCAGGUCCACCGCGGACUAAAGGGUGUGGUGCGAGACAAAGACACAGCGGCCGGUAUACCAGACGCCGUCAUUAAAGUCGAUGACAUUGAUCAUCAUAUUCGAUCAGUUUCUGAUGGAGACUACUGGCGGCUGCUGAAUCCCGGUGAGUACCGGGUGACAGCCAGCGCAGAGGGCUACUUCCCCUCCUCGCGCACCUGCCAGGUCAUGUACGACCACUUCCCCACAAUCUGCGACUUCCGCCUCACCAAGAUGCCCCAACAGAGACUCAAAGACAUUUUGGCAAAGGGAGGGAAACUCCCCAAGGACCUGCAGCUCCGGCUGCGACAGCUCCGCCUGCGUAAGCUCCGCGUCACGACCAAGGCCAUCAACCAGAGGCGCGCUGCCGCCGCCGCCAAACGGGCGAAGAGGAUGUGAUGGUGAUGGAAGAUGAUGUAGAACAAAGCUGGACUUGGUUCAGUUCACUCUGGGCUCAGAGACUGUACAUCUUCACUGUUAUUAUUUUACACCCGAGAGAUUCUGUUGCAUGUUCUGCUGGAGCAGCAGCGCACACGAGGGAACGUCUACACCUGCGUUGUGGGGGCGGAUCUGGAUCCGGACUGAAGGACUCUGAGGGUAAAACACUUGUGAUCCAGUGAGGGCGACACUCAUCAUCAGUUCAUAUGUAUUGUGUGCAGAGCCAGAACACAGAAGUCCGUCUUAGUACCUGCAUGAUUGUGCACCUUCACUCAACCUGUUACUGAAAUCAACAUUAAACUGUAAUGUGAAUACCUGAA
Cottoperca gobio is the source of this 2848-nucleotide messenger RNA. RefSeq names its product probable carboxypeptidase X1. Lineage: Eukaryota; Metazoa; Chordata; Actinopteri; Perciformes; Bovichtidae. The transcript has 15 exons. Bases 69 to 2489 code for a protein of 806 amino acids. Gene Ontology annotation, biological process: proteolysis. Gene Ontology annotation, molecular function: zinc ion binding; metallocarboxypeptidase activity. The record is from RefSeq and is a predicted model, not a curated record.